UUUGAUUUUCCGAGAACAAUAUUUUCCGGGUGUUUUAAGCUAGGAAAAUGAACGAUUUUAAUCACAAAAGUGUGUUUGUACUGGACCACACGCCCUACUUUGGCAUCUCCAGCCAAACCAGCGUGAAUCUGGACUUCCUGACCUCCAAAUCUAUGCUCCCAGCGUCGCCCCUGCCCAUCAUUAGCAAAUCCCUUUGGACGUGUUCCGUGGAGGCAACAGUGGAGUACUGCCGGAUUGUGUGGGAUCUCUUCCCGAUGGGGAAAUUCGUACGCUUCAUUGUGAGUGACAGUGCGGCUCACAUCGUGAACACCUGGAAUGCCACCACGCAGAACACUGUUCACGUUCUCAAUGCCAUGUCAAUGAUCGGAACCCCGCCACGAUCUACUGGCCAGGUGACGGAAUAUUCGGUUAUUCAUGGGCUAAGGGCGGCUAUUGAGGCUCUUGCGGAGGCCACGGAAUUCCAGAGGGAUUCCAUUACAACCAUCCACGCGGGUGACAGCAAGAAGUUGAUCAAUCGUGGCAGAAUAAUCUGCAUCACCUCGGCCAGGGAUGAUGCCAGCAUGAAGAGCUUGGAGGAUAUUGUUCACACGGUUCUCAUUCAGCAGAACACCAUCUCAGCCGCGCAUGAGGAUUCCCUUAUGAUCUCUCACGUGCACCUGGUCAUUGUUAACAUAUGUCCAGCAAAUACGGAACUCCUGGUCUCCAAUAGACCCCUGAGGGACAUUUCGCCCAUCUUCAAGUCUGAAAUUCACUCUGUCCGUGCUUCUGACAUCUCAAACCUCCUCACACAUCUCAUCUUGUCGCACUACGACCUGGCCAGCACCACUGUUACUGGUAUCCCGAUGAAGGAGGAGCAAAAUGCCAGCUCUAGUGCCAAUUAUGACGUUGAGAUCUUCCACAGUAGCAUCGCUCAUUCAGUCAUCCUGGGCAAUGAGCUAAUCCUGCCCAAGAGCACGAAGGAGGGGGCAAAUUAUGAGACAGUCACCCUGAAGUGGUGCACCCCACGUGGCUGUGGAUCAUCAGAGAUGCAGCCAUGCCUGGCACAGUAUCGUGUAACACCCGUGGAUGUGACUUCCCGCCCAAGUUCCUGCCUCAUUAACUUCCUCCUCAACGGGCGCUCCGUGUUGCUGGAAAUGCCACGGAAGUCCGGAGGGAAGCUCACGAGUCACUUGCUUUCUGCCCACGGCGGGGAGAUCUUCAUUCAUUCCCUCAGUAUUGCACGGAGUUCCCUCGAGGAUCCCCCAUCAAUAUCCGAAGGUGUUGGUGGGCGAAUAACUGACUACAGAAUUCCCGAUUUUGGCACUCUCAUGCAGCGCUUCAAGUUAAUCCCCCUCAGACCCACACCUGAGCGUCCGAGGGAUGAGAAUCUCUCCAAAUUACGGAGAAAGAUCUAUCGGAACACGAAGUACUGGCCAAUUACCCUUGGAUCGACUAUUCUCUACAGCGUUCGGCAAUUUCUCGAUCCUCUUCUCACGCUCAUCGCCAAGCCAGAGCUCACGGAUGAGGAUAUCAUUCAGUGUCAGCAGGUGGUGUACAAUCUAGUGGGUCUGGAGGCACGGCAUGAGCAUCUGCCGCUUCCGAGUAUGGGACACAGGCUCAAAGGGAGUAAAAAGGAGGAUCAGUACCGUCUCUUUUGGUCUGAACUUGAAAUUCUUGUGGCAACGUCCGGAAGCUCCGUUGGGCACAAAACUGUCCUUGCCUGCAUCCGUGAAUGCCGAUCUCGUGGAUCAGAUUCCACGGAGAAGUUCACAUUUGAUCCAGCUCACAGAGAAUUUGACGCUCAAGAAGCCGCGCACAAGAGCAACGUAAUCAGGGCUACAACAGACUCCCCCAUGUCGCCCCCAUCAGCUGUGGAUAUGUCAGCAAUUGGGAAGAAGCUCACGAGUGGUGAGAAUAAAUCCCUCCUGGACAUCAUUACAGCUUCGGAGAAGAAUGUCGCGCAGAAACGUCUGGACUUCGGCGGGAGACUCUGUACACCUCCCGGACAGAUAGCCAAGCUAUAUUCGAAUCUCGGGGCAAAGGACACCACAGCGAGGGAAGUGGAAAUGAAAUAGGAAGCCGGAGAAUUUUUCCAUGGGUAAAUAAUACAAAAAGCUUUUUUCAAAUUGAA
Messenger RNA from Lutzomyia longipalpis, 2110 nucleotides. It is a transcript of the gene asun, whose product is annotated as protein asunder. The record is from RefSeq and is a predicted model, not a curated record. Bases 48 to 2054 code for a protein of 668 amino acids. Gene Ontology annotation, biological process: centrosome localization; regulation of mitotic cell cycle. The transcript is spliced from 3 exons. NCBI's taxonomy places the organism in Eukaryota, Metazoa, Arthropoda, Insecta, Diptera, Psychodidae. Gene Ontology annotation, cellular component: integrator complex.